Molecule: messenger RNA, 1409 nt
Organism: Rubroshorea leprosula
Lineage: Eukaryota; Viridiplantae; Streptophyta; Magnoliopsida; Malvales; Dipterocarpaceae
Source: the annotation of a GenBank genome assembly
ACGACGUUUCCGGGUUCUGAUCCUCCUCGUCUUCUUCUCCGGCGGGAAUGCAGAAAACAAUGAAGAGAAAACGAGAAGCGGAAGAAGGAGAGAGGAAGAAGAACAUGGAGAUUGUUUGGGAAACUCCGGCGAAUCCUCCUCAGAAACAGGACUACAUCUUUCGUAACGGGAAGCGCUACGUCAGACCUUACUACUUCGAGUUCAUUUCUCAUGUUAACAAACGGUGGGAAGGGAAAACAAUCGUGGAUUUAUUUGCGCAAGAGUUCAGAGGCCGUCCUUAUGAGUACUAUGUUAGUGCAGUCAAAAGUGGACGGAUACAAGUAGAUGGAGAGAUUGUGCCAGUUUCAUAUAUAGUUAAACGUACACAGAAGAUAAGCCACUUCUUACACAGGCAUGAACCACCCGUGAUGGCUUCCACUGUCACGAUUCUUGAGAAGGAACCGGAUGUAUUAACAGUUUGCAAACCAGCAUCUGUUCCUGUGCAUCCAUGUGGUCAAUAUCGUAAAAACACAGUCGUUGGCAUUCUCCAGGCAGAACGUGACCUGGCACCUCUACUUCCUAUUCAUCGACUGGAUCGUCUUGUCUCUGGACUACUUAUCUUCGCCAGAAAUCCUGCUAAAGCUGACUUUUUUAGGCAACAGAUUGAAGCUGGAAUGGUGAAGAAACAAUAUGUAGCAAAGGUCAUUGGGGUUUUUCCUGACAGUGAGCGAGUAGUUGAUGCCAAUGUAGAUUAUAAUGCUAAAGAGGGAAGGAGCACCGCUGAGGUUGGCGUUUCUAAUGAUGAUACUCCCUUGAAAGGAAAGGCCGCUUGUACAAAGUUUACUAGGAUUAGUACCGAUGGAACAUAUAGCAUUGUCUUGUGUGAACCUGUCACUGGCCGAACUCAUCAAAUACGUGUGCAUUUGCAAUAUAUAGGCCAUCCAAUAGCCAAUGACAUGCUCUAUGUGUCUGAAAAUGUUAUUGAUCGGUCUAUUGAAGGAAUGAGUGCUGAUAGAGCUGCAGCUAUUUCUCAAGGUUAUCAAACAGUGAGUUUUAGCAAGAAUCUUGAGGAUGAAAACCAGUGUUCCAGCAAAGAUUUCAGCAUUGAUCCUAUGUGUUCACACUGUCCAAAUUUAGCUCCAAAUGGAUAUGAUGAGCAUGAAGAGGGCUUAUGGCUACAUUGUGUUCGGUACUCUGGACCAGGAUGGAUUUAUAAAUGUCCAUAUCCUGACUGGGCAUCGCUUAGCUAAUUUCUUAUCCCUUUACUUCCUGAAAAGAGUUGUGUUCUUUUCUUUUCUUAUAAUUUUUGAAAAUUUUAAAGUUAAACCUUCUUUUGUUGGAAGAGAAUUAAUUUUCCCUUACGGAACAAUAUUCUUUACAAAGUAAUGUUUAAAUUGAAAAUGUAUAACUAAUUAAUGUUGGAAUUCAAA